This is a messenger RNA of Ylistrum balloti, 2193 nucleotides long. RefSeq lists its product as uncharacterized. The transcript has 4 exons. Bases 1 to 2193 code for a protein of 730 amino acids. Gene Ontology annotation, molecular function: oxidoreductase activity; copper ion binding. Gene Ontology annotation, cellular component: plasma membrane. The record is from RefSeq and is a predicted model, not a curated record. Gene Ontology annotation, biological process: iron ion transport. NCBI's taxonomy places the organism in Eukaryota, Metazoa, Mollusca, Bivalvia, Pectinida, Pectinidae.
AUGGGGUUUGUGAGUUUACAUAGGUUUCUGAUAGUGUUUGUGAUUGCCAAAGGGAGUUUUGUUUCCGGCACAUGCCUACACACAGAUAACGUAUGUGAGUUCAGCCUCGUUAUAGAGAAUACCUUAACGAUGAUGCGAGACAAAGACUUACUAUUUCCGUGGAAAGGAAAUAUUUACCGAUACAAUGAAACGAACCCUUCAAAAGCUAAAAGUAUGCCGCUGGAGGGAAUUGUAACAGCCGACGGUCACGAAAUUCCACGUGUGGUAACAUUAGCCAAUGGGAGCUUGCCUGGACCCCCAUUAAUUGUAUACGAGGGACAGAUGGUUGUUGUGAACGUUAUAAAUAAAUUGUCCAGUACUGGUGUGACGAUACACUGGCAUGGUCUGCCACAGAGAGACACUCCCUGGAUGGACGGGGUUGCUUAUGUCACACAAUGUCCUAUCAUGCCUGGACAAAGUUUCCGAUACGAAUUUAAAGCGACACCUAGGGGUACAUUUUGGUAUCAUUCACAUAUAGGAUCCCAACGCAGUAACGGUCUGUUUGGGGCGUUAAUAAUCCGACCACGGACACCUGUUAUGAUUCCGGAACAUAUUCUUACUAUAACAGAUUGGAACCAUGACGACGACUCGGAUCUAACUGAAAUGAAGCAGUUUCAUGGCGAUUACGAAAAACGAAAACCCAUACCAUUCUCAAAAUCGAUUGAUGGUUCCUUUUUCGGUCGUUUACACUUUCAUUCGGGACUUAUAAAUGGCCGCGGUCGCUACUACAACCCGCUUACCAAUGCUCAUAACGAGGCUCCACUAUCGGUUUUCGAUGUAAAAGCAUUGAACUUGUAUAGAUUCCGUAUCAUCAAUACUGGUAUGGUGUAUCCCUUCCGGUUUUCGAUCGACAGUCACACUCUUCUUGUCAUAGCAUCAGAUGGCUAUGACAUUCAACCUGUAGAUGUUGAUGCUUUGAUCGUAUACCCGGGUGAGCGAUAUGAUGUCUUACUGACCACGUCAAACGUGACGGAAAAUUAUUGGAUUCGUGCCGCAACGUUGGAAGCCAACGUCAACCAUAGAGCAGAAGCUAUUUUACGAUAUGUUGGAGCGCCACAUGAUGCAGAUCCGACUACAGUGACCAAGAACUGCUCCAGCUCCAGUCCUUGUAGAAUUCUUAAUUGUCCGGCAGUGAAAAUGCCACCAAAUUUGAACAUGGAAUGUAUUACGUUCAAUAGCAUCAAGUCAUUCAAUCCAAGUCCAUCGGUAAACGUAACGGAGUCACUAUUGGAGCAAACUGAUCCUUCGAAUUCUACAAAAAGAGCUGGUGGUAAUUUCAAGGAAGUUUUCCUCAAUUUUGCUUUCCCGGGAACUUCUUGGAAACCUGGAUCUGUAAACGGAAGGCGUUUUGAAUUUCCAAGUGUUUCCGGUCUGACUCAGAUGGACGAAAUUGACCCUCGUCAGCUGUGUGAGAAUGCCGAUUGUGGACCCGACAAGGUCUGCAGCUGUUUUCACUCUCUAACACUGGAUCAGGAUAACAUAGUGCAAAUGGUUCUGUUAAAUAUGGGCAACGGGCGAGGUUGGGGUCAUCCCAUUCAUAUGCAUGGGCAUUCAUUCCAAGUCCUGAAAACGGGAUUCGCGGUUCAUGAUGAACAUGGACAAAUUUCUGCCGAAAACCCAGACAUAACUUGCCUUGGACAAAAAUUUGGAAAUGACACUUUUUGUAAUUCUGCAAAAUGGACAAAUUCUUCCUGGGAAAACGGAAAUAUUCCCGGUUUGGAACUUCAACGACCUCCGAUAAAAGAUACGAUCAUCGUGCCAUCUGGUGGGUAUGUUGUCAUACGAAUAAGAGCAGACAACCCUGGUUUAUGGAUAAUGCACUGUCAUGUUGAACUGCAUAGCAUUUACGGUAUGGCAUUGGUAAUCAACGAAUCUUACGCCGAUGUUCCUCAAGCGCCACCUGGUUUCCCAGAAUGCAGAAGUUUUUCAUCUUCUGCACUGACUUCCGGCAUUCGUCACAAAAGGUCGGCAUCAUAUUUGAUUUCUGACAACAUGCGUCUGUCGGAACUGCAAAAUACACUACCAGAUGUGGUGGACAGACAGACGCUCGUGUGGACAGCCGUCGUUUUCGGUAGUAUAUGUCUAUUCCAGUCUGUUAUCUUAAUUCUCAUGUGCAUGAGAGCAAAUCCAAAGUCGAUGAAAAAAUGGACAUGA